AUGAUAGGAGAACUGGGAGACGAAACAAAUUUUCAACUACAAAUAAAAGUAAGCCAAGAUGAAAUUGAUCAAUUAAAAACCCUUGAUGAAUUCAUUCCUGAUAAACAGCAGCCAGGAGAUGUGGAUUUUGAUGAUAAAUUUAUGAAGCCAGAUAUUUAUAUGAUUGAGAAAACGAACGAAUUACAAAAGGAAGAGGUGCCAAAGGCCAAGUAA
Messenger RNA from Entrophospora candida, 213 nucleotides. The record is from the annotation of a GenBank genome assembly. NCBI's taxonomy places the organism in Eukaryota, Fungi, Glomeromycota, Glomeromycetes, Entrophosporales, Entrophosporaceae.